Candidozyma auris is the source of this 1341-nucleotide messenger RNA. RefSeq lists its product as uncharacterized. The transcript has a single exon. Gene Ontology annotation, cellular component: endoplasmic reticulum membrane; glycosylphosphatidylinositol-mannosyltransferase I complex. Gene Ontology annotation, molecular function: mannosyltransferase activity. The record is from RefSeq and is a predicted model, not a curated record. Lineage: Eukaryota; Fungi; Ascomycota; Pichiomycetes; Serinales; Metschnikowiaceae. Gene Ontology annotation, biological process: GPI anchor biosynthetic process; protein processing. Bases 1 to 1341 code for a protein of 446 amino acids.
AUGAGACACAGAGUUACAUUCAUACAUUCGUUAACACCAGAGGAGCAAGUGGUUGAAACACUCGAUGAAAAACACGUCACCCUUAGUGAUGGUUUUAGUGUCGCUCGUGAAGACAGAUACACGUUCACCGCUCCAGACUACAAGAAUGUGAGGGCUUUGCGAGUUCACAUAAAUAAGGGAUACGAGGCAUCCACCGAGUCGCUGCCCUUUUCGUACAGUUACCAAAUAGGUCUGCACUUCUACGUGAGGCCGGUUGCAAUUACAUCUCUCGAGGAAAGAGAAGAAUUUUACACUAAUAGCGCUAGGUUGAUCAGUGAUUAUUUCGGCGUGAAGCCAGAGAGCCAGACCUGGAUCCCAUCGCUUGGUACGUUGUAUGUUCAUGUCCAAGAGCCCCUUAAUAUGUCGUUCACGACUGUCAAUGAGGAAUUAUCGGAACUCAAAGACGAUUGGACAUGUUUGGAUUAUCACACUUCCGACAAUACUGCCUCAUUGAAAUUAUUUUACCCAGAAGCUAGAGAGCGCACUGUGAAUGUCACGAAUUGCACUGAUUUCACAGAAGUAGGUAUAUUUUCAGUGGACCAGCAGUCGGCAAGAGAUGAUCUUGUGCUCUCUGGAGCCCGUGUCGUGUUCAAUGACGCACCUGAUGUGGACUUGGUUCAGAAAACUCUAUUUCAUGUCAAACCAAGACAUAGAAUGACCGAAGAAAUGUCGAUCGAGUACCAAAAGAAUGGCUUGCAUCCAGUUCUUUCAUUUGGAGAGGCACCUCAGCAUCCGGUAGACGAGGAUAUCAAGGGAUGCAUCCUUUACUCAUACUUCACGCUAGGGAAAUCGAUAUUUCUUGAUCCUUAUCAGAUCCCCCUGGGCUUCAAUGUGUUAGCAAACUACGGAACAAAAGAUUUGGAACUACCGGAAUACGCUGUAAAGCAAUGGGGAAACGAGAUCCUUGUCGAGCAUAAUAAUACUGGUGCAUUUCCAUUUGAUUUGACUUUGCAUACUCGUUAUCAAUUACCUUCUGAAAGUUCACACAAAAGUGUACUUCUUGAAAAACCGGUCGUGUUUUACGCUUGUGAAGGUCAAGUGGAUUCGUACUUAUUGAACAAUUCACCUUUCGACAACAAAAAAUCGCCGGGCUGCAGCUUCGAGAAGUUUUUCACAGACGACACCAUAUUCUAUCAUGUACUGCAACGCGGUGCUUUUACUGUCGAUAUACCAAGUCCAUCACAAGAUUUCAAAAUUGUCAACAUUACGACUUUCACUGCCCUACUUUUGGGAGUUAGCAUCAUCAUCUACAAACUUUUCGGCAGAAAUCUGAAGGUUCCCAAGGAUAAGAAAGAACUAUAG